Molecule: messenger RNA, 660 nt
Organism: Lipotes vexillifer (Yangtze River dolphin)
Lineage: Eukaryota; Metazoa; Chordata; Mammalia; Artiodactyla; Lipotidae
Source: RefSeq, a predicted model, not a curated record
AUGGUCAGCUGUGCCAUCAAGAAAGAUGAUGGGGCUGGUGAUGGAGACCUGAGUGUCAUUGGAACAAAGGCAAUAGUCGGAGAAAUGGAAAUGGAUGAGUUCACUCAGGGCCAACUUCUCCAUCGGCCCCAGCAGGCCCAGUCCCUAGUGCCCUCAAAAAUGUGGGCAGAAAGAUCGAAUGAUGAUGCAGUGCUGGAGAGCCAGCUUGGACUGUGUAGAUACAGACAGUACCCACCCCAGUAUGGCAGAGCAACAACACAGAAGGAACCUGGGUCCCCAUUCAGCUUCCGGGAGCAGAGCUGCCUCAUCGCCUUGGACCAACUCCUACCUAUGGGCAAGAAUGGCCACAGUCAUGAAGUGUUCCUUGAUCAGUUUUGUCAAAUAUUGUCAGUGGCCAAGCGGGGAGAGAACGUGCCUCUCGCAAAGGAUCCCCUUCAUCCCUCUCCAGAGAAGAGGAAACACAAGAAGAAGCACCUGGUGCAAAGCCCCAAUUCCUAUUACAUGGAUGUGAAAUACCCAGGAUGCUAUAAAAUCACAACCAUCUUUAGCCAUGCACAAACAGUAGUUUUUUGUGUUGGCUGCUUUACUGUCCUCUGCCAGCCUACAGGAGGAAUAGUAAGGCUUACAGAAGGAUGCUCCUUUAGACGGAAGCAGCACUAA